CCCCAAGGGCACCAGUGUAGUGCACAAUCAGAUUACGUUUUUCAUCAAUCACUUGCAUUACCAGAACCCCGCUGGGUGAAGAGCGGGGUUCUUCCUGAUAGUAGGUGCAGUUUGCAUGAAGCGUUUGUCCUCCCGAUAACUGCACCAGUACAGAUGUUGGAAAAUGCAUUUAUAUUGAGGAUAAUAAGAGUUUCAAAAAUGUUUGUUGCAUUGUGGUUUAGAUAGAGGAGCGGCGACUAAAACAGAGGUGUAUGUUAAAGGGAGACUUCGGCGGGGUUGGAGUACAAGCGACGUGUUUACCUCUACAACAGACGCCGGUGUGGACUGACUGUGGCACCCAGCUGCUGAUAGUCACCUGAAGGUAUCAACAAAAGGAAAAUCUGUAUGCAACUUACACGUGUCUCAGAGCAGGAGAAAAGUGUCACACGUGCUUAUAACCUCAAGAAUGUCGCCUCUAAAGCCUGAGAAGAAAUCUCGGCUAAGCCCUGGAGACCCAAACUCGUAUUCAAGACCUGACCAGGUUGUUGUGUCUUCAAUUCACUUGGAUUGGGAUGUGGAUUUCUCACGCAAAAUUGUCUCUGGAACAACUACACUCACUGUUGACCGCAAACAGGAGGAUGCUGUCCAUUUGAUUCUUGAUUCUCGGGACUUGGCAAUUAAAACUGUGAAGGAUGAGGAGACUGGUCAGCUACUGCAGUACACUCUCGGAAAAGCCGAUCCUAAUUUUGGAUCAGAGCUCAAAAUUGUUCUAUCUUCAGAUGCAAAGAAACAGUUCAAGGUUGAAAUAGAAUAUGAAACCUCUCCAAACUGCUCAGCCUUGCAGUGGUUGUCCCCGGAGCAGACAGCUGGGAAGAAGCAUCCAUACAUGUUCUCCCAAUGUCAAGCCAUUCACUGCCGCUCCUUAGUCCCAUGCCAGGAUACGCCAGCUGUAAAGAUGCCUUACACGGCAGAGGUGAGAGCCCCGUCUCAGCUGGUGGUGCUUAUGAGUGCACUGAGAGAUGGGCACCAGGAGAAAGGAAAACACAAGGUUUUCAGAUUUCAACAACCAGUGCCGAUGCCUUCAUACUUGAUAGCGUUAGCAGUGGGGGCACUAGAUAGCAGGAAGAUUGGCCCACGCUCAAAGGUGUGGUCUGAGAAGGAAUUUGUCGAGAAAGCAGAAUACGAGUUUUCCGAGACCGAGAAAAUGCUGAAGACGGCUGAAUCACUGUGUGGGGACUAUGUCUGGGAACAAUAUGACCUGUUGGUUCUUCCUCCAAGUUUCCCAUAUGGUGGAAUGGAGAACCCGUGUCUCACGUUCAUUACUCCUACAAUACUGGCAGGUGAUCGCUCGUUGGUGGAUGUCAUUGCUCAUGAAAUUACUCACAGCUGGACAGGCAAUUUAGUGACAAAUUCCAGCUGGCAGGACUUUUGGCUCAAUGAAGGCUUUACUAAGUUCAUUGAGAGAAAAAUAAUUGGACGGCUACGUGGGCCAAGAGCAAGACAUUUAUCUGCUCUUGGAGGAUGGAAGGACUUAUCUGAAUGUAUUCGGACAAGAGGAGAGAAAGACCCACUCACUUGUCUCAUACCAGACUUGACUGGGGUGGAUCCAGAUGACUCCUUUUCUACUGUGCCUUACGAAAAAGGACACACCUUCCUCUGGUACCUCGAGACGCUAGUGGGAGGGCCAGAUGAGUUUGAACCGUUCUUAAAGGCAUACCUGACUAAGUUUAAGUACCAGUCAAUUACCUCGGACACCUUCCGCAGUUUCCUCUUUGAAUUCUUUGUGGACAAAAAGAAAGUGUUCGAUGCAGUCGACUGGGAUGCAUGGUGGUACACUCCCGGCAUGCCACCCAUUAAACCCGAGUUUGAUGACUCGCUAGCUGUUGUGUGUAAAGACCUCUGCAAGCGGUGGAUUGAGUGGGACACAGCCACGGACUGCCCCUUCCAUGCAGAUGACCUUAACAAAAUGUCGCCUAAUCAAAUACGAGAGUGGCUGGCUGAGUUAUUCGGAGGAGAACAAUUACCAGUGGAAAAGCUCGAGAAGAUGAAUGAACUGUAUAAAAUGUCUUCUCGCAGUAACUCGGAAAUCAAAUUCCAAUGGUUACGGCUUGGUCUGAAAGCUCGCUGGGAUGACAGAGUCGAUGAAGCACUGAAGUUCAUUACAGAACAAGGACGCAUGAAGUUUGUUCGGCCCAUAUUUAGGGAUUUGUACGAGUGGAAGGAGAUGCGGAAACGUGCUAUCGCCGUUUUCGAAGCCAACAAGAGUUCCAUGAUGCAUGUAGCAGCUUAUGUUGUUGCCAAAGACCUCCAUUUGAAUGAAAAUGCAUAAGUUCAUUCAGUAAUAUUAAAUUGCCUACCAAUAUAUGGAAAAUGCUAUACAGUACUUGGAUUAUUAUAUCUGAAAUUGUAAUAUAAGUUGUCUGACAAUACUUUUUGAGGGCAUUUUUUUUAAUGGAGUUCACAUGUAUUCAGAGGUUUUAGUACUCGUAAAUUUGAUGGAAGGAUUAUGUGGUGAAUGUGGAUUUUGUGGAAUUGGAGAAGUAAUACGAUGACGUUAAUAGAGAAGGACUCUGGAGAGUAACGAACUUGUAUUGAGUUGGUGCUACAAAGACCCUUUAUGUAGGAUCUAGUACAAGCAUAACAGGGUACUGUGUAAUGAGCAAUUGCUUUGGUACUAUUGUAAGUGUAUCCCAUGGAUAUCCUCUUAGUGGUUCAGCUUGUUGUACAUAUAUAGAGGUUAUGAUGGAGGUAAAAUUGAGAAUAUCAUGGCAAGAUGUGAACCUACUGUAUCAUAAGAGUACCAGUAAUUAGAAUAUACAAAAGUUGAUGAAUGUAGAUUACUUAGUUCUUUUAGAGAAAACAAGGUUGAUUUUUAUAGAAAAGUUAAAUGAUUAAUGAAUGAGAUGAGUCUAUUCGAAGUGAAUGUUGACAGGUAAAGUUAGUGUUGAUGUGGAAUGUUGUUGUUUUAGAUUCAACUAUUUGGAACAAAAGUUCCGAGUAGCACAGGCUAUGGUGAGCCCAUAGUGCACUUGAAUGGGGAAAUGCUGAAGUUGUUGUUCAGAUUAAAUACCUGCGAUCUGUGGUGAACAAAAGAGGAAUUUUGUGCAAGUGAAGUUAAGGGAAGGAAAAUUGUUGAUGAAAUAGAAGUUGAUGCAAAGAACAGGAUUGGAAGGGACAUAGUUGAAGGUCUACUUGGUGGAGUGGUAGUGCCUUUCUUUAUGUUUGGGUAUGAAAGGUUGGUGUGGCAUGAAUAUGAAAAUUCAAGCAUUUUAAUAGUAAAAAGGAACUCUUUGAGAAGCAUAUGUGGUGUUUAGAGAAGAGAGUAAAAAAUGUAAAUGUCAUGGAAAAAUGUAAGCUGCAAAAGUUUAUCAAUUACAAAAUUGAGGAUUGUUCCAAGGUGGUUUGGUCAUACUGAACGAAUGAAUAAUGAUAAGAGAAUUUAUUUGAAUGAAUUUGAAAGGAGGGAGAGGAAGUUUUGAGUAAUUUGGCAUAUAUCAGAACCAGCUCUUUUAUAACACUAUAGGCAAAAUGUUAUACAGUACUGCUAUUACUUUAGGUAAAAAUAUUACCUAAAUUACUUGACUCCAGUAUGCAGUGUUACGUUAUUAUACAUAGCCAUUACAGUACACUGGCUCUUUUACCAGCAGUGUCGUUACAAUUGUAUAUGUAUCUUGUACAUGGAAAAUGGAAGAUGAAGAAGGUGGAGAGAGAGAGACAGUGAGUGCGUGUGAGGGAAUGCUUAGAACGAGUGUAAACAGUGUCGUAGAAAACACAUCGAGGUUGCACCUGUUUGUGAAGAGGAAGUCAGCAUAUUAGAUAUGACAGCUCACAAGGAGUACUGUACAGCUAGUCAGACUCCAUUGAUCCAGAUAUUAGUUGAUGUAAAGAGGAAAUGUAUAACACAAAAUUUUACAAAAAAUUAAGGAGCUCCACUUCAGGUAUAAGGUCAACAAAAACUCUCUCAAAAAAUGAAGUAAUGUGUUUAAUUUCAAGUACUAAUAUACUUUUAAACUUUAAUGAAUCCUAUUGGCGUAUAACACCAACCGCUUUCACUCAUCUUUGGUAAUGGGGCAUUUUUAAUCAGCUUUGUACUAUGGCUACUCAUUAGCCAAAUGAUGUAGCUUCAAGGAAUAUAACAUUUUUUAUGAUGGAAACAUCAGGAUUAGAAGCUAAAUCAGUUCAUCUAAUGUAUAAAGCUCUACAACACUCCAAUUAAGAAACUAAAACUUUUGUCACUAGUUGUAUUGUGCUGAUAUAGAACUGCAUUCAAGCCAUAAAGGACGUUCAGUAUUUUCUGCAAUAAGAACACAUUAUCCAAAAUAAAUAUAUGCUUAUACUGUAUGUAGCUUACAGUGCUGCCAUAAUGAGGAUCUGGUAUUAGGAAACAAGUAAUUAUUGUCUCGCUUGGAGAAUUAACAUGAGAAAGUAAUAGUGUUUUUAACUUUAUUAGGGGAAAUACAAAAAAAUAGUCUCCUGAAUUUGGAGAUGUCUUCAGUCAUUAGUGUACUGAUUCAUACACAUCCUUUCUUUGAUGUACGGUUCUACCUAAAAUCCAGCAGUAAUGAUACCUUGCGACCUAGACGGUACUACAUAAUCUUCCAGGCUUGCCACCUUGUCUGAUAAUUACUUACUUCCAGCAGUAAUGAUCAAGAUGCUUGCAUCUUGGACAUUAUGUCACUUACGGAAAUUAUACGACCUAUGGAAAUUAUAUGCUGAUUCAGCCGCGCUUAUGGAUCAACCUGUCCUCUUAAAAAUAACGUUGCUUUUCGCGCGUAUGCGUGCUAUGGUUGAAAACUGAUGUCAUUUGAAGUGAAAUCGGCUCAUGAAAGUGAUGUACUGUCCUGUUUUCUGUUUGGGUCCUCCAGCUUAGUCUAUUAGGUUAGGAGAGGACACUUUCAAUUAAUGGUCUUCAUGACGUUUUGAAACUUUAGGAGAAUUUCCUGCCAUCCUAACCUACCAGAGGACCCUUAACUUGCUGUUUUGGAAAAAAAAAAUCCCAAACUUAUCUUCAAUUUUUUUUUCAUUUUUAAAUUACAUCAGUUCGGGCAAACGGCUAAAUUGAGACGUAAUUUGUAAGAGGACAGGUUGUAUGGAUGCCCCUACCUUUUGUUUCAUAAUGUCUGCUGUGUUACUUUGGUUUUUAUAUGAGUAGGAACUUUAGGAUUUCUGGAUAUGCAGUAUUUUUAGUUUUUGUUGGG
Messenger RNA from Procambarus clarkii (red swamp crayfish), 5177 nucleotides. RefSeq names its product leukotriene A-4 hydrolase. Gene Ontology annotation, molecular function: aminopeptidase activity; epoxide hydrolase activity; metallopeptidase activity. Gene Ontology annotation, biological process: peptide catabolic process; proteolysis. Gene Ontology annotation, cellular component: cytosol. The record is from RefSeq and is a predicted model, not a curated record. NCBI's taxonomy places the organism in Eukaryota, Metazoa, Arthropoda, Malacostraca, Decapoda, Cambaridae.